AUGCAGCUACUCGAUCUGCCACCGGAGCUCUUCGAGAGGGUUGUCGCCGCCUUUGCGCGUGCAGCGCCCUUCCAUGAGCUAAUCCGACUGCGCGCCGUGUCCCGUACAUUUGCCGGCGACAUCGACAAUGAACUUCUUGCGAACACGUCUGUUGCGGACUUCCAUAAUCGGUACCAUCAACGCCAGCCGAUCCCUGUUAGCCUUGAUAUUCAUAACCCUCUACCUCCUCUGCAUCAGCUAUACGUUAUAUCGCGUUAUAACAAGGAUGAUGAUACCGACUCGAUGGGUACGCUCCCAUCUGACAUUAAGGGCUACCUUUUGAGCAACAUCGAAACCUAUCUGCUCAAUCACAUCGGAGAUACAGAUAUCAUAGCCUCUGGACUGCCGAGUUUCAUACACAAGGUCACGAAUAAGCUCAUGGAGUUCGCUACAGCAGGCACUGAUCGUUCUGUUCUACGACAGGACUAUUCGAAGGCACUUAUCCAUGGUUUAGUCCUUACGAACGAAGUUGCCCCACGGACUAUGUUCGAAAUAAAACCAUUGCCGUUGGACUCCGUCUUUACAUCAAUCUUCAGACCCGGUUCGCGCAGCAUAGCGGAAAGGGAACGGGACCAUCUCAACUCCUCACAAGAGAACGUCAAUGACAUGCUGGCAGCAGCAGCUACAGUAGGGAGUCUCGCAGCUGUUCGUCACUACAUUUCGCAAUCUGCUGAGGUUAUUGAUUGGUUCCCCAAAUACUUUGCUGGCUUUGGUAACCCUUUAACCGCAGCAGCCUGCAGUGGAAAUGUCGAAGUUCUUGAGUGUCUGCUCAUAGUAGUCAACAAUGAGCUCACGAAGCGGCGUUUCGCUCGGAUACAGCAGGGUCGUACCACCUGUUGCGGUCCACUCACAGAGACUAUCACUUCCGCAAUAAGAUUCGCAGUUCGGACCGGAACACUGAGGGCCGUUGUCACACUGUUUAAUUUCUUGCCAAGAUGCCGCGUUGAGAUACCAGCGCAUAUGAAGUCCCGGUCACACUACCUUGCCGAUGCCAUGAGGUGGGGACAUAUGGACUUGUUCAUAUGGCUCAUGGACCGAUGGAAUCCUCUAAUCGCCGAUCUGCCCUAUUGGAAUGCCCUGACUGCAGGCUUACGCCUUGCGAUCAAAUAUGGUCAUAUCAACAUUGUGCGAUACGUCUUCGACAAAGGUUUGGUAAAUCCAGAUGAUGCGGACGUCAACACUGUGCUCAUCGCUGCCACACACGGUCAUCGCGCUAUCAUACAACUGGCGCUUGACCGAGGCGUUCAGCUUACGAUGCAGGACCUCAUCGCGGUGCUGAAUGGAUCACUUCCCUUGCUCAUCACCCAAUAUCUUUUGCUUCACAACGUUCCACUCACGUCUGUGACCAACGAGGAAGAUGGAAGGUCCAUCACUACUUCCAUCGUUCCUAUAGUCGAAGCGCUCUGUCGAGAAUCUAUCCACAUUCCUUUCGGCGAUUACAACGAGGUUCGGGGCAAGGAAAAGGUGCUGGCGCUCAUACUCUUGACGAGCGAGAUGAGACGACAAAUUCCAGAGCUGACGUUGGACAACUGUGUCGAGCUCAAGAAGGUGUUCGAUAGGCUGGUCAGGGAGUGUCUGGGCUUGCCAAGGGGGUCAAUUCCGUAUCUUAAGAUGGUUGAAGAGCUGCACAGCUGGAUGGAGUGGGGAGACGGACGAGAAUGGGCAAAUUGUGAAGUCUAG
Molecule: messenger RNA, 1719 nt
Organism: Alternaria arbusti
Lineage: Eukaryota; Fungi; Ascomycota; Dothideomycetes; Pleosporales; Pleosporaceae
Exons: 2
Coding region: 1-1719 (572 amino acids)
Source: RefSeq, a predicted model, not a curated record